This is a messenger RNA of Exaiptasia diaphana, 1041 nucleotides long. Its product is annotated as ribosome maturation protein SBDS-like. The coding region runs from base 53 to 796 and encodes 247 amino acids. Lineage: Eukaryota; Metazoa; Cnidaria; Anthozoa; Actiniaria; Aiptasiidae. The record is from RefSeq and is a predicted model, not a curated record. Gene Ontology annotation, biological process: ribosome biogenesis; cytosolic ribosome assembly. The transcript is spliced from 5 exons.
AGUUAUCAUCAAAAAUUUAGACCUCAGCAAUUUUAUCAAUUUUUAGAAAAAUAUGUCGAUUUUUACGCCAACUAAUCAAGUAAAGCUUACCAACGUUGCCGUUGUAAGGCUUAAAUCAUGUGGAAAGCGUUUUGAAAUCGCUUGUUAUAAAAAUAAGGUGAUGUCGUGGCGGAAUAAUGUGGAAAAAGAUUUAGAUGAAGUUCUCCAGACAGAUACAAUAUUUACAAAUGUUUCCAAAGGACAAGUUGCAAAGAAUGAAGAUUUGAAAAAAGCUUUUGGAACUGAAAAUAAAACAGAAAUUUGUACAAAGAUAUUGUCUAAAGGUGAGUUACAAGUUUCAGAAAAAGAAAGAAAUCAACAGUUAGAGUCAUCAUUCAGAGAAAUUGCCACAGUAGUUGCAGACAAGUGUGUAAACCCAGAAACUAAAAGACCAUAUCCUGUUGGGGUGAUAGAACGUGCUAUGAAAGAUAUCCAUUACUCUGUUAUACCAACUAGAAGUACAAAACAACAGGCUUUAGAGGUCAUCAGACAGUUGAAGGAAACUAUGCCAAUUGAAAGAGCUCAAAUGAGAUUGAAACUUAUUCUUCCAAGUAAAGAUGCCAAGAGAAUCAAAGAAAAGUUGAAGCCAUUGUUGAGUACCAUUGAUUCUGAAGACUGGGAUAUGGAUCUUGAAAUAGUAUGUCUUGUUGAUCCUGGUAGCUAUCGAGAUAUUGAUGAGGUAAUACGUGUUGAAACAAAAGGACGAGGUUCUUUAGAAGUCUUAAAUCUAAAGGACAUUCAUGAUGCUGACGGCUAGAUGAUUCAGAACAAGAAAGAUGCAAAGCCACGGAACAUUGUUGCCAUUUGAGUCGAUGUUUCUCGUUGUUCACCUUGCUGAGCACUGGCAAAAAUAGGUCAUGAAACAAAAAACAGAAACACCGACGUUAAAUUUGAACGGGUAUCGUUUGAAUGCGACGUGCAAAAGUCUUGUUUGUUACUAUGAAAAGUAUGGUUCAUUUAAUAUUAAUUAGCAUAUCAAUAAAAAGAAAAACUUCUGUGCUU